Molecule: messenger RNA, 1179 nt
Organism: Gracilinanus agilis (Agile Gracile Mouse Opossum)
Lineage: Eukaryota; Metazoa; Chordata; Mammalia; Didelphimorphia; Didelphidae
Gene: RXRG
Product: retinoid X receptor gamma
Exons: 8
Coding region: 7-1044 (345 amino acids)
Biological process (GO): retinoic acid receptor signaling pathway; positive regulation of transcription by RNA polymerase II; anatomical structure development
Cellular component (GO): RNA polymerase II transcription regulator complex; nucleus
Molecular function (GO): retinoic acid-responsive element binding; nuclear steroid receptor activity; nuclear receptor activity
Source: RefSeq, a predicted model, not a curated record
CCAGGGAUGGGAACCAUGAGCUAUCCAUCCACUAGUCCAGGCUCCCUUGCCAAACAUAUUUGUGCCAUCUGUGGAGACAGAUCAUCAGGGAAGCACUAUGGGGUGUACAGUUGUGAAGGCUGUAAAGGGUUCUUCAAGAGGACCAUAAGGAAAGACCUCAUCUACACAUGCCGGGAUAACAAGGAUUGCCUCAUUGAUAAGCGUCAACGUAACCGCUGCCAAUACUGCAGAUAUCAGAAGUGCCUUGUCAUGGGUAUGAAAAGGGAAGCUGUGCAAGAGGAGAGGCAGAGGAGUCGAGAGAGAGCUGAGAAUGAAGUGGAGUCCACCAGCAGUGGCCAUGAAGAUAUGCCCGUGGAGAGGAUCCUAGAAGCAGAACUUGCUGUUGAACCAAAGACUGAAUCCUAUGGUGACACAAACAUGGAGAACUCAGUAAGUACCAAUGAUCCCGUCACCAAUAUAUGCCAUGCUGCUGAUAAGCAACUCUUUACUCUGGUGGAAUGGGCCAAACGCAUCCCACACUUCUCUGACCUCACCUUGGAAGACCAAGUUAUUCUUCUUCGGGCAGGCUGGAAUGAAUUGCUGAUUGCCUCCUUCUCCCAUCGCUCCGUGUCUGUGCAGGAUGGAAUCCUCCUAGCCACUGGUUUACAUGUUCACAGAAGCAGUGCCCAUAGCGCUGGUGUUGGCUCUAUCUUUGACAGAGUUCUCACUGAGCUGGUUUCUAAAAUGAAAGACAUGCAGAUGGAUAAAUCCGAGUUAGGCUGCCUGCGAGCCAUUGUCCUGUUUAACCCAGAUGCUAAAGGCCUCUCCAAUCCCUCUGAAGUGGAGGGUCUCCGAGAAAAGGUUUAUGCUACCCUUGAAGCAUACACCAAGCAGAAAUACCCUGAUCAGCCUGGCAGAUUUGCCAAGCUCCUGCUUCGACUCCCGGCGCUCCGGUCCAUCGGCUUGAAAUGUCUCGAGCACCUCUUCUUCUUCAAGCUUAUUGGAGAUACACCCAUUGAUACUUUUCUCAUGGAGAUGCUGGAAACUCCCCUCCAGAUUACCUGAACCCAUCAGUUAUAGCCCAUCAUACCUGGGGACUCUCCAGGGCCCAGGAUCCUGUGAUUCCCCUCUUCUGCACAUCCUCCUCCCAGCCUCCCAACCUUGACCCUCUUCCCAUCCCUGUAAUGUGACAGACAGCUU